Porites evermanni is the source of this 750-nucleotide messenger RNA. The record is from the annotation of a GenBank genome assembly. Lineage: Eukaryota; Metazoa; Cnidaria; Anthozoa; Scleractinia; Poritidae.
AUGUUACUAAAACGCAGGCAACGUAUCAACGAUCAAACAAGUGAAGACUUCGAGCAUGUACUAGUUUGGAGCAAAUACGCUGUUCUGUUCGAGGCCGCUCUUGAAUCAGCUCCUCAGUUCAUUAUUCAGUUGUACGCCAUGGUUGUUCAACAGCAAUCCGUGACGAUAGUUCAAAUGGUUUCCCUAUCUGUGUCUUUCCUCAGCAUGGCUUGGGCGUCAAUUGUUGCUGAUGAGGCUCUUCACAGUAACCAAGGAGACCUCAACUUCAGUGUACAAGAUAGAGUUCUACAGUUUGUAACGUACCUAUUUAUUUUAAGCAGUCGACUCUUUGCAGUUGCUUUGUUCACUGUAAGCUACAAGUGGUGGGUUACCAGUGUUUUGAUCCUUCACUGUGCGGUGAUGGUGUUAUGUGACGUUUGCCAAAAAGAAAGCUUGGUUUCCGGAAACAAAUUUAUAUCGGUUUUAGUCUCCUGCAUCCAUUGGUUACGAGAUGAUUUGUCGAUGAUCACAGUUAAAAACGAAACAGAAAACAGGAAGAUGAAACUUGUCAAAAGAAUGCAGUUGGUCUCCAAUGUGCUGUUUGUGAUAGAAAACAUCACCAUGAUCCUGUUGUUUUAUUUCAGUCAUUUCCCUCACACCUGGUACUCCUUACCAGUCACCAUCUGUGUCUGUUUGUUUGCUGUUCUUGGAGCCGUAAUGAGACUUACUCAUUUCUGUUUUUUGUAUGAGGAUUCAGAUGAUGAGGAUUCA